Molecule: messenger RNA, 2158 nt
Organism: Lolium rigidum
Lineage: Eukaryota; Viridiplantae; Streptophyta; Magnoliopsida; Poales; Poaceae
Product: something about silencing protein 10-like
Exons: 16
Coding region: 32-1990 (652 amino acids)
Biological process (GO): maturation of SSU-rRNA from tricistronic rRNA transcript (SSU-rRNA, 5.8S rRNA, LSU-rRNA)
Cellular component (GO): nucleolus; small-subunit processome
Source: RefSeq, a predicted model, not a curated record
GGCGCUCCAGUCAACACCCCAUCCGCCAGACAUGGGGAAGAGGCCGAGGACGCGGCAGCCCAAGCAGGGCUUCCUCAAGUCCAAGCGCGCCGCCGAGCCGGCGGCGAUGCUCGACUCCGACGACGACGAGAUCGACGCAUUCCACAAGCAGCGGGACGUCAUUCCCCUCGACGUCGACGACGCGAGGGAGUCCGAGGACGAUGAUUUGGAGCAAUCCGUUUUUGACCUUGAGGGUAUUUCUGAUAAUGAAACGGGGGACAGUGAAGGAGAUGAUGAUGAAGGAGAUGAGGAUGGUGACAUGGGCAAAGCCGAUUAUGCUGGAUGGGACAAAGGGUAUAUCAGGCAAUUAGAAAGAGCACAUAGGGAAGCGAAAAAAAUUGCUGGGGAUGAGGACAAGAUCGAUGAAAGCGAGGAAGAAGAGAAAGAUGAAAACAUCUGGGGUAAAGGAAAGAAAACAUACUAUGAUGCUGGUGAACAUUCUGGCGACGAGGAAGACUAUGAAGAGAUACUAAGGUUGAAGAAGGAAAAGGAUAGUAAGCUUUCAAUGGAAGAUUUUGGAUUAGAAGAUAACAGAAGUUAUGGAGAGGAUAAGCCUCCGAAGGUGUCUAGUCCUCAAACCAAGGUUACCGAUGAUGCAUCCACUUUUGAAAGCUAUGAAAAAAUGAAAGAAGAUUUUGCUGUGCUUUCAAGAGAUGAAAAAUUGAGUGCAGUAUACAGUUCUGCUCCUGAACUGGUGGGAUUAUUGUCCGACUUAAAUGAGGCCCAUGAAGAGCUGAAGGCGAUAGGACCAGUCACCAAUGUAGCGGUGACAGCUGGGCAAGGCAAGCAAAAGGGUGCAAUCCAGCCAUUGGAAGUAAAGCGAGCCUGUCUGCUGGCUCAUUGCCAAGCUAUUAGCUUCUACCUCCUUAUGAGAGCCGAGGGAUUGCCUGUGCAAGAUCAUCCGGUAAUUGCUCGUCUGGUAGAGACCAAGAGUAUGGUAGAAAAGAUGAAGCUGGCCAAUAUAAAUUUUACAAGGCAAAAAGGAGACACUGAUGAGCAUCGUGUGCCUGAUAGCAGCGCCCUGAACAAAGUGGAUAUCGAAACUUCUCUUGACAAAAAGGAGGGCAUUGCAAAGAUUUUGCCAGCACUGAAUAAAGGUGGUGGAGCUUCAGAAUUGACAAAGAACGAUCCUUCUAAUAAUGGGCUCGAUAAAAUUACCAAAAGAAAGAGCAAGGAUGAGUACAUGGGCUUGCAAAGCCUUGAAAUGUUGAAAGUAAGAGCAAAUCUUGAAGCGAGGUUAAAAGAAAAAGGACUGUAUAAAUCGAUGGGGUUGAAGUCGGAGAAGCUGUCAAACACCAGAGCAUCUAAUAAUAGGAGGGAUCUGCAAACAUUGGAUGACUUUGAUGAUGAGGUGGAGAAAAAUAAUCAAGUGACCAGACCUAGAACGUUCUUGGUAGAUGGAGCUAAAUCAAACAAAAAUAAGUUUGUUUCUGGGGAUGAUGACGUUCCAAAGAGAGAUGAUAUUGGUGAAAGACGGCGAAAGCAUGAGCUACGUGUUCUUGCAAGAGUAGGAGUUGAAGAUGAUGAUGACUUGCCAGAAGACGGAGAUGAUGCCAAAGAGAAGCCUGACCAAUCCAGUGAUGAAGACGGCAAUGAUGAUGAUGGAGACUCGGCAGAAUCUGAAGAUGAAUUCUACAAGGAUGUAAAAAGGCAAAGGACUGAAAAACUCUUGAGCAAACAGAGAGUUCCUACCGGUGAAGCACUGGAGGAGGAAAGUGAAGGAGAUGGCAAGAGGAAGAUCUCAUACCAGAUCGAGAAGAACCGGGGGUUGACUCGUUCCAGAAACAAGAAACUCAAGAAUCCUCGGAAGAAAUACAGGCUUAAGCACGAGAAAAAGGUGACUGCUCGGGGAGGUCAAGUGCGCAAGAUUAAGAAGCCUUCCGGUCCAUAUGGAGGCGAGCUGUCGGGCAUCAACGCAAAUGUCAGCCGUAGCACUAGGCUGAGGGGUUGAUGGCAGUCAUGUAUGAAUAUGAUCAUCUCGAGCACGUGAGAUGAAAUUUUUGUUCGGUGUUUGUUCCGUGGUUGCUAGUGUAACAUGUUUUUUUGUAUGGAAUAUGAACAUUUGUUUGAUGGUGAUUUAAAAGUUAUGCAUGGGAAGAAUACAUGCAUAUUUGUUCAC